AUGAUCUCCACAAAUGAGCCAGGCGAGCAUGAAGUUGUGGUAGGGGGUAACCACACCGUGUCUGCUGUGGCAGAAGACAUCACGACAUUGGAAGUCGACGCCAUUGUGAAUGCAGCCAACGAAAACAUGCAACACAUCGGUGGAGUGGCCAAGAGGAUUGUUUCCAGAGGAGGUCAAGAGAUACAGAGCGAGUGCUACAAUAUUCUCAAAGCCAGAGGCAAGCUGUCUGAAGGAGAUGUGCUGGUGUCAGGCCCAGGAAAGCUUCCCUGCAAGUCCAUCAUCCAUGCAGUUGGGCCUCGGUAUAAGGGAGGCAACAAAGGCGAGGAGCAAUGUCUGCAGGCUACAGUGUUACAGUGUCUGAAGACUGCCUCUGACCUGGACUACACCUCCAUUGCCCUCCCAGCCAUCAGUUCCGGAGUUUUUGGCUACCCUGUUGAAGAGGCCACUCGUGUUAUUGUGGAGGCUGUUCAGCUUUUCUUUGAUACCAAUCCCAACAGCAGCAUCAGGAAUGUUCUACUUUGCGAUAUUUUGCAAAAUACUGUAAAAAGUUUCCAGUUGGCUCUGACUAUGGCCUCUUAUCACAAGGUGCCAACCACCGCGACACGGGAUGCAGAGUUGAAGAGCAUCCAGCGAAUUGCAAUGCAAGAGGUCGAUGUCAUUGUAAACUCGGCAGCUGCCAGCUUGAGUCUGAAUAAAGGUGCCAUUUCUUCAUCCAUUGCAACUGCUGCCGGUCCUGAUCUUCAGAAAGAAUGCCAUUUGAAAUACCCUAAGGGCAUUGCUGAAGGAGAUAUGGCAUGUACUGGGGGACACAACCUUGCCUGCAAGACAAUAUUGCACCUUGCUCUCAGCCAUUGGACCCCUGACAAAGCCGCACAGAUUUUAACAGAAGCUGGAGUCUCAGUUGAAAUGUGUCUGAAAGAGGCCAGCAUCCACCAGUUCUCCACCAUCGCCAUCCCUGCUCUGGGUACAGGAAACCUUGGCUUUCCUCGCGAUGUGGUGGCCCGCACUAUGCUCACCACUGUCAGCCGAUUUCCACAGAAGUUUCCCAACACAAGUUUGAAAGAAGUGCGGGUUGUGCUUUUCAAGGACCCAGAAACAAUGCAGGCUUUCCGCACGGAACAGAAGAGAAUGGCUGGUGAAGAAAUCGAAAACAUUCUCCCCCAAAAAAUUGAAACAAGUAUUCCAGAUGCUUUCUGUGGUGACCAGUCUGAUGAGGAUACAACUGAUUGCUCAGAGGACGAAGUAUGGGAUUCUCUUGAAACAGCUCCUCCCAAGGGUUCGGAAAAGUCAAAGGUUGCUGCUCGGAAACAACCGAUACCCGAGGCUGUGACACUGUACAUCUAUGCAGCUGACAGUAAAAGAGUAGCAAAUAUUAUGAAAGAAUUUACGAUUUUCGUGAAUGGAAAGUUCAUUACCAAGUCAGUAGAGCACAUGAACAAACUGUCCGAUGAAGAGGUAACUAGGAAAUCUGCGAAAGGAUAUUUUUUUGUAAAGCUGAAGGGGAUGCGAGAAGAUGUUGAUAUGGCAACCAGAGAAAUUUUCAGGAUCCAGAACAUGGCUGAACAGAAGAAGCAGGAAACUCUGACAGCCAACUUGGUCCAGUGGUACUACAUCAAGGAGACAUCUACAGGAGUUGAGCGAAAAUCAUUUGACAAGAGCGAUAAUAUGGUGAUAGAGCAUGCCUAUCAAAGCAAGAAGACAAGUGUUUACCUUUACCGCGGCAGUACAUUUGAAGUCGAUUUCACAGAGAUGGAGGUGAACCCCAGAGAUAAUCCAGAGAAUAAGCUAAAAGUCAUGAGAAAAGAAAUAAUUGAAGACAUUGCCAGUAGUAUGAGCAUGCUGCCUGAGACGUGGGAACUACAUGCAAAGAGUGAAACUACCAAACUAGUUACCCUCAACAAAUCGAGUCCUGAAUAUAUCAGUGUUUGUGACGGGAUGCUACGCACAAGCGGAGGACCGAUACAUGUCCUUCAGAUUCAGCGCGUGCAGAACCCUGAACUUUACCAGCAGUACAUGGCAAAGAAAGCUCGUAUGAGUAAAGAUAACAGGGCGGUAGAGCUGGAAAGGACAUUGUGGCAUGGAACAUCAGGUGAUAACACCAGGAACAUUAACCUGUAUGGCUUCAACCGCAGCUACUGUGGCAAAAAUGCUACAUGCUUUGGAGAUGGCGUGUAUUUCGCCGUUGAGGCUUCCUACUCGUUACAAACAACAUAUUCUCCAAAAGAUAUCACUGGAAAAAGAUUUCUGUAUCAGUGCAAAGUUCUGACGGGAUCCUACACAAAAGGGCAUUCAGGCAUGAAAGUCCUCCCUGUACGAGCAGGAGAGGAGAGGUAUGACUCUGCCACCAAUAGUACGAUCAGCCCUUCCAUGUUUGUCAUCUUCCACGAUGCCCAAGCUUACCCGGAGUAUCUGAUUACCUUCCGGUAAUAGUCCAUGGGAUCAUAGUCCCUUGUUGAAAAAAUAGAAGAAAUCCUUAAUGCCAAAGUCAGAGGUCCACAGAACUCUUUUCUUUUGUAACUGUCAACAGUCAUUACUUGGAUUUUGUGGUGCAUAAGCUGCUAACUCUUUUACAAAACAUUUUGUUACUAAUGUAAUCCAUUAAAUGUUGGCAAAGUCCUCUUUAAAGCUCAGCUUUGAAAAGUACACAGACACAACAGUUUCUUCCGUUUGCUGCCCCUCUAGAAGCCCUGAAACACACAGCUAAAAGAAAGAAAAAAAAAUUUGAAAGAAAAAAUACAGUCCUUAGAAGCUAAAAAUCAUAUUAGCUAUUAAAAAAGUCAUCAACAGCUGCUAAAUUCAUUAGUUACAGCAAAAACACCAAGCUUCCAAAAUCAGCUGACUUAUUUAUACCAUCUUCCUAUAUGUGUAGUCAUGAACAAACGCUAAAUAAUAAACAAGAAGGUAACAAUGGCAGUGACAGUGGCAGUGACAGUGGCAGUCCUGCUGUUAGCUGUUCUCAACAAGUAGUCUUAGACUGUCUCUAGUACUGCUACUCCAAACCAAAUGAUCUGUGAUACGGACGAGUGCUAAUUUGAAUUAAAAUGUCUGAAUACAUCAGGAAAAGUGACUACCCUACAUCACGUGACCCCGACUUGUAGCAGCGCCUCUACAGGUCACACAGUGCAAUACCUGUAGGUCACAUGUGGGAGGCUGGCUCACCUUUUCCGCACAGCGCACUUUGCCGUUUAUUUAAAUCAAAACUUAGUACAGGAGAACCUCACUGCCAAGGUACUCGAACACUUGACUGUAUAACACUUACACUGGCUUUUUACCCACCUGUGUUUAUGCCCACCGUUUAUUAAAAGGCAGAAAAUUACUAUCGCUCAAAA
Pomacea canaliculata is the source of this 3329-nucleotide messenger RNA. Its product is annotated as poly [ADP-ribose] polymerase 14-like. The record is from RefSeq and is a predicted model, not a curated record. Gene Ontology annotation, cellular component: nucleus; cytoplasm. Gene Ontology annotation, molecular function: transcription corepressor activity; NAD+ poly-ADP-ribosyltransferase activity. The transcript has 15 exons. Bases 1 to 2427 code for a protein of 808 amino acids. Gene Ontology annotation, biological process: negative regulation of gene expression. NCBI's taxonomy places the organism in Eukaryota, Metazoa, Mollusca, Gastropoda, Architaenioglossa, Ampullariidae.